GUUUGCUCCGCCCGUGGCGGCCAGGCUCACGGGCUCAGAGCGCGCACCGAGAGGCGGCAGGGCGGAGAAGAGGGAUCCGCAGCUACUGUAAGGUCCAGAAGCACUAAGUACUUGAUUUUGUUUUACUAGCUAAGCCACAAAGACUGCAAACAUGUCUCUGGAAGACAUCUGUAUGAACACCCAGGAUUUGUCUGAAAAAAGAAAAUUAGAUGCUGGAGGAUUUGGAACAAUUUUUUUAUGCCAUCACGAGAAAUAUGGAGAUGUAGUAUUAAAAAAAGUGUAUACAGGACCUGAGCGCACCAAUUAUAAGGCUUCCCUCCUUGAAGAAGGCAGUAUUAUGUACAGACUGCAGCAUGAGCGUGUGGUAAAACUGCUAGGUAUCAUUUUGGAAGAUGGAAACUACUCACUUGUGAUGGAGUAUGUGCAACGAGGGAACAUGAUGAAAGUGCUACAGAAACUCCCGCUGCCUUUGUCAGUGAAAGGGCGUUUUGUGAUGGAGAUUAUAGAAGGAAUGCUUUAUCUGCAUAAAAAAGGCUUCGUACACAAAGACCUAAAACCGGAAAACAUCCUUGUGGACACAGACUUCCACAUUAAGAUUGCAGAUUUUGGUUUUGCAUCCUAUAAGAGCUGGAGUCAUCUGUCCCGAGAAGAGACAGGCCGACGCAAGCAAAUCAACAGCAUUUGUCACUACAGCGGUGGGACUCUUUCCUAUAUGGCCCCAGAGCAUUUAAGCACUAUUCACAUAAAACCUGGAGAGAAAUCAGAUGUUUAUAGCUUCGGCAUAGUGAUGUGGGCAAUUUUUGCUAACAAAGAGCCAUAUGAACAUAGUAUAAAUGAUUCUCAGAUUCGGUUUGUCGUCAAGGAUGGAAAGAGGCCAAACAUAGAGGAGAUCACUGAUAAAUGUCCAGUGGAGAUUAUUGACUUAAUGGAACAAUGCUGGAAACAAGAGUCAGAGAAACGGCCAACCUUUGCAGAAAUUAGUCAAAAAUACAGUCCAUUUUACUGCCAAAAUCUAGAAAACAAUAUUGGAGCUGAUCUGGAGAAGUUAAAAAAAAUGUGGCCUGUGUCAGACGAACUGCUGGAUGAGAUGCAGUCCCUUCAAAUAGAUGCUGUAGCAGAAAACAGAAGUAAUGCUCAAGCAGAUCAGCCUGAUUCUCUACACAGUAUUCAAGGUCCCAUGACCAGUCAGGUUAAUGAAGCCCUGUCUGCUGCCUCCCCUGAGAACCAGCCUGUUGAGAGCUGUGAGACCCCAUUUACAUCUGCUGAUAAUCUAAACAGAAAACUUCAGCGUGAAUACAACUACCAUGCAUAUGGGAGCUGGAUGGAUAAAGCAGUUCUUCCUGUAGUAUACACCCCUGAAAUGAGAGAGGAAGAAAGGAGACGAGUUUCCUAUGAUCCACUUGCAAAGCCGUCUCCUAUUCCUCAAUGGAGUGAGCUGCAUCCCAGAGCUGAAAAAACAACAGUAAACACUAAUCCAUAUAUUUGGCCAGCCGCAAUAACACCAAAACAGGGAACUGUAGACACUUUUCACGGGAUAAACCCUAAGGGUAUUCUAAUGGGAAACACAGAUGCUACCUAUGGCUUGUGUUCAGCCAGUACCUUUAACCUAGGCACACCUGUGCCUGAAUCUGACCAAAACUCGCAAUCACAAACCAAUGUAAACUGGUAUCCAAAGAACACAGACAAAGAUACAGGUAACACAGAUUCCACUCCUUUCAUAAGGCAAAUUUUUAGACAUUCUAGUGUUCCCAGAGCAAGCAGAGAAGAUUCAGUCAAGUACAACAUAAGUUACAGUUCUGGAAUUCAGAUUGGAUCCUACAAUCACAUGAAGAUUGAAGAGCCCGGUCAAAACGUCAGCACUUAUCCUGGUGCUACGGAAGAAUCUUAUAGGUAUUAUAAGAAAAAUGGUGUGUUUGACAAUGAAAGUGCCGUGACUGAUGAACAUCUGAAUCUAGUGAAAGAAAAGUUGGCCAAACAGUGGAAGGAGUGUGCUCGUAAACUGGACUUCUGUGAACCUGACAUUGAUGAAAUUGAUUACGACUAUGAUCGAUACGGACUAAAAGAAAAAGUUUACCAAAUGCUGCUUAAGUGGGUAAUGAGGGAAGGUGCCAAAGGUGCUACAUUUGGGAAGCUUGCCAAAGCCCUUUAUGACUGCCAAAGACCAGAUCUCCUUAAUAGUUUAAUGCAAAUCAAAAAGAAAGAAAAUUGACAGAGAAUGAGGGGAAAAUUAGGGUAUUUUUUCCUGAAGACCUUCCAAUAACAAGUAAUAAUUCUGAACAGGCUUUCUGGAGCUCUCUUUUUUGCACAAGCUUUUUGGAAUAGUUUUUUUCUGCCAAGCAGUUCUCAGUGAAUACAUCCUUACUGGUUGUAUCAAAAAGUUUGUGUCAAGAUAAUUGGUCUUCCAGAAGGAUAAGCCAGGAGGAAGCACCUGACCUGAACUAGCCAA
Molecule: messenger RNA, 2446 nt
Organism: Pezoporus flaviventris
Lineage: Eukaryota; Metazoa; Chordata; Aves; Psittaciformes; Psittacidae
Gene: RIPK1
Product: receptor interacting serine/threonine kinase 1
Exons: 12
Coding region: 152-2209 (685 amino acids)
Biological process (GO): signal transduction; protein phosphorylation
Molecular function (GO): ATP binding; protein binding; JUN kinase kinase kinase activity
Source: RefSeq, a predicted model, not a curated record